Passer montanus (Eurasian tree sparrow) is the source of this 1006-nucleotide messenger RNA. It is a transcript of the gene HSD17B10, whose product is annotated as hydroxysteroid 17-beta dehydrogenase 10. Lineage: Eukaryota; Metazoa; Chordata; Aves; Passeriformes; Passeridae. The annotation marks the transcript as partial. The record is from RefSeq and is a predicted model, not a curated record. Gene Ontology annotation, biological process: estrogen metabolic process; androgen metabolic process; fatty acid metabolic process. Gene Ontology annotation, cellular component: mitochondrion. Gene Ontology annotation, molecular function: estradiol 17-beta-dehydrogenase [NAD(P)+] activity. The transcript is spliced from 4 exons.
CCCCCCGGCCGGGUGCCACCCCAGGUGACCUCUCCCGAGGAGGUGGCGGCGGCGCUGGCCCUGGCCCAGAAGAAGUUUGGGCGCCUGGACCUGGCCGUGAACUGCGCCGGCAUCGGCAUCGCCGUCAAGACCUACAACAGCAAGAAGGACAAAGUGCACGACCUGGAGGACUUCCAGAGGGUCAUCAACGUGAACCUGGUGGGGACCUUCAACGUGAUCCGCCUGAGCGCGCAGCUCAUGAGCCACAACACGCCGGACGCCGACGGCCACCGCGGGCUCGUGGUCAACACCGCCAGCGUGGCCGCCUUCGAGGGCCAGGUGGGACAAGCGGCCUACUCGGCCUCCAAGGGCGGCAUCGUGGGCAUGACGCUGCCCAUCGCCCGCGACCUGGCGCCGCUGGGCAUCCGCGUGGUCACCAUCGCGCCAGGGCUGUUCUCCACGCCGCUGCUGGCCGGCCUCCCCGAGAAGGUGCGCAGGUUUUUGGGGCAGCAGGUGCCGUUCCCCUCGCGCCUGGGGGACCCCGCCGAGUACGCGCACCUGGUGCAGGCGCUGGCCGAGAACCCCAUGAUCAACGGCGAGGUGGUGAGGCUGGACGGGGCCCUGCGCAUGCAGCCCUGAGCCCCCAGACCCAAAUGCCGGGCGCGGAGGGAAGGGAUGGACGCCGCGGCUGGAUGAUCUCCGGGGACACUCCAGGAUGGGAACGCUGCGGGGACGAGGACUGGGGGCACCGUAUGAGUGGGGACACUCUGUCCUGAGUGGACACGACCCCCAGACCCCCACCCAAAGUGGGGCCACCCGGGGAUUUGGGGACAAACCCCGGGAACGUGGCCACGAGGCGACUCAGGGAUUUGGGGGACCCCACCAAGGGGACCCUUCCCAGGGGUGGGGGUCCAUCCCGAGCCCCCCCGGGUGUGGGGACCCCCUGGAACCCCCCCAGCCCCCCCCGCGCCGCCCCCGCCCCCCCCCACCGCAAUAAAGCCUGUUCGCCCACGCGGCCUCCCAGCCG